UUCAAUUAUAAAUGAAAAAAACUGGGUCCUGUACCAUUUCCAAGCAAGCAUCCAAUGUGAUGCGAGCGUGCAUGUCUAAAAUGCGCCAACCAACCCGGGUGGGCCCUCCACGCAUGAGCCGGCAAAGGGGCGGGCCGGCCGCUCAGCUGAUGGCUGAGCUGCUCCACACAAUCUCAGUCCUCGGUGGGUGACUGCGGUCACACGAGACAUUUUCUCGCCAAUUAUUCCCUUCGUCGACUUGCGGCGGGCACUAAAUGGCAUCUCGCCGCGGGAUGCACCUGAAGGCACCACACGCACGCACGCACGCACAGGCAACGCACGUUGACCUGCCCCCACUGCGUGUUAUGAAUGCGAGCCCACGCGUGGCUUUUGUCCCGUGAUGGGGAGAAGAAUCACAUGGAGCCACCGUGCUGUCAUCCUGCUGGCCGUCAUCAUGGGCUCAUGUCGGGCCAUCACUCUGGACUCCAUCCUCUGGGGCAGCGCCAACGCAAACUUUACUCCAGGCCAAGGUCUGGUCCUCUACCCUCAGAUUGGGGACAAGAUGGAUAUAGUCUGUCCACGGGCAGACGCCUCCAAGGGGGAAAGCGAGGAGUUCUACCGAGUGUACCUGGUCUCCCGGAGUCAGAUGGAGAGCUGCACUAUUCACAAGAAGGACACACCCCUGCUGAACUGCGAUAAGCCGCACCGAGAUGUCAAGUUCACGUUCAAGUUCCAGGAGUUCAGCCCCAACCUGUGGGGACUGGAGUUCCUCAAGGGGAAGGAUUACUACAUCACUUCUACAUCUACAGGAGCUCUGCAAAGUCUGGAUAACACUAAUGGAGGCGUGUGCAGGACCAAAUCCAUGAAGCUGGUGCUGAGAGUCGGGCAAAGUUCCUCAGAUCCUCGAUCAACACUUCAGGAGUCCCCGACCAGAUUUUCCCCGACACAACCAAAACUGAAAGACAAGGAUGCAGCUAAAGAUAAUGAUAUCAAGAGCAAAACCGACGCAGGCUCAGAAGCAGGGCAGUUCAACCCCGGUGGCAGUGGUGGCUCACAGCCAGGACUGUUGAUAUGGGUUGUCUCGGCCUGUGUGAUCCUCCUCCUCCUCAUCAUCAUCCCGUCGGCCGUGCUGUGGAAGUGUCGUCGCUGUGUCCCAGAUAGGCAGCAGUCUGCGUCUGUGUCCCUCAACACUUUAGCUGUGCCAAAGCGGGACAGCAUCAGCAGCGACAACAUUGGCUCGGACCGCAGCGAGAUCGUCUUUCCUCUGCAGGCCUCCGACAGCAGGCUCUGUCGACAUUUUGAGCGUGUGAGCGGCGAAUAUGGACCCCCUGUGUACAUUGUUAAGGAGAUAAUGCCCCAGACCCCCACUAACAUUUACUAUAAAGUCUAAUUUUGGCUGCUUGCAAUGCCAUUUCUUCUUUGCUAAUAAUGUUAUUAGCACUGUGGACAAGAGGACAGAACAGCUUGCCUCAUAAAAUAAGUAUUUUUUUGUGAAGAGACAAUCAGAGAGAAACAUCCAAGGAGACUAAUCAAUAAUCGAUUCCACACAUUUAGUAAAUAAACAAUUUGCCUAUGCCCUGCGAUUGGCUGGCAACCACUUCAGGGUGUACCCCGCCUCCUGGCCGAUGAUAGCUGGGAUCGGCUCCAGCACGCUCCCGUGACCCUAGUGAGGAGAAGCGGCUCAGAAAAUGGAUGGAUGGAUGGAUGGACGACUUGCCUAUUAUGAUUUCUAAUUGAAGCGGUUUUGAAAUAUUUUGAAACUUUUAGUCUCAACUUCAUCUUGCAUCUUUCGUAAAUAUGUACAGUAUGUGUUGAUUUACUUUUUUUUUUUUUUUAAACAAAUCAAUCCGAUGUUGCACUCCAAAUUGUUGAAACACUUUCCCCUACUUUAAGCACACUUAUAUUUCUUUACUAGAACUUUAAAAACUGGAUGAAAUUGUUUUAGGGAAAAUAAAAUUUGGAAUUUGUGGCUUUUAUUCGGGUUUUCCAACUAUUGGAAAUUUGCAGUGAUUGUGCAUUUCUAUAACAUACAUUUAUAGGUUUCAGGUCAUUGUAUAUCCAUGGUUACAUGGUAUAAUAAUAAUAAUAAAUUUAUUUUAUAGAGCGCUUUAAAAGGGUACUCAAGAUGCUUCACAAAUAAUAAAAUGCUAGGAUUAAAACAUUUUGAAUCAACUGAAAUUGAAAUGUCUGAAUGCGUUUCGAUCAACACUAAAUUGCACUAAUAAAAGCAGUAAAUAAUACGAGAAACACAACCAAAUUGCACUUGUAGAAUCACUAAAUGUGACAGAAUUCCUUAAUUUCCCUCAGGGAAGUUUAUGAAUAUAAAUGUACAAAAUCACAACUGACUUGACAAACAGUAGGAUGUUAAAGAAACAAGUUUCCAUCAGGAACAAUCCUUUUAAAAAAUAAAUAAAUAAAUAGUGUUUCUGCUUUCUUUUGGGUGCAAUUAGAAGGGUGACAUUGCUCAGAGUCCAUUUACUUUUUACUUCUAAAUAUGUGCAAGGGAAAUUGAAUGUCAGUCUGCUUAGUGGCAUCAUGCUGUGAGCGUCUGUGUGCAAUGUUAGGCUUAACAGAUUAGAGUGAGGAAGGGUCCCUUGUAUAUGAACAUUUUUACUGACCAGUAAAAGAUAUGUAUAUGAAUAUCUUUGGAAUGGCCAUAAUCUGAAGUAAAGUGGCGCUAUAACCCCAAACCCUCAGCGAUUUACCCAAUCAGAAGCUUCAAGUCUGUAGCUUCAAGAAUAACACAUUUGAAUAUACAUUAACAGCACAAAAAUUAUGACAUUAUUCAAAUCAUCAUUCUUCCCAUCCCCCCCAAAACAAAACAAUAAUGUUUUUAGUGGCUUGAAACACAGUGGUUGAAAAUUCAAACACAAAACAUAUUUCAAAAAGUAAAAUUUACUUUGUUCACUGCAGCUUCCUAAGCUUCCAGCUUCUCAUCCACAUACACGAGGCAUCGUUAUCUUUAAUUAUUGUCGUAAAAAAAAAAAAAAAAACAGUCAGCAGUUGACUGUCUCCCAGCCUCUCCUGUGGCAACAUGCAUGACAUCCAUGGAUGAACACGUUUCAUGCUCCCUCAGCCACAUCAUGCCACACAUUUUCAACCUGUCAGCUUCCAUGAGCCUCUCAGUCACUAGAGACACGCUUACUUCUGAUGAUUGCAGGUCUACUUUAGCUUUGUGUUGUUGUUCAACCCGUGAACACAAGAUAAAUGCAGUUUUUUUUUUUUUUUUUUUUUUUACAAUGGCCUGUAAUCAUUUAUACGCUUUAGUAAAGAUUGCAGAACGUAGCUCACUCCUUUCUGACAAGAGUGACGCUCGAAACCUGUACUCUCGUAAGACCAACAUCAACCAAAUUAAACAAUCAAUACCAUUUCUUGAUGAAUAUCACAAAAAUUGUGACUAUUUUUGUUCACGUCUGUGGAUGUGAGUCAGUCACAACUUGGGUUUCUAAACAAGAGGUAAAACGUUUGUGUUUUGUGCGCCAGUGUGUGAUUCUUGCAAGAUGUUCUUUGUGCAAUGUGAAGCUUCACAGCUGGAUAGGCCAUGGUCAGUUGACCCCGGGGUCACAAGGAGACAAUGGCCAGUCAGGCCUCAAUAGGAAGAACUAAACAGGGACCCCUGCGCUGAUGGUCCCUGAUGUGGGAGGAGCCAUUUUAGAAAGAAGGUCACAGAAAUGGGCAAAGGGCAUGUAUCUCAAGUACAGGGUUGAAUGUCACUAGGAAUUGUACCGACAUAUUAGUUUGAAUUGUUUUUGUUGCAUCUCAGAUGUCUUAUACAUGUACAGGCCUUUUUUCCCACCUUUUUGUUUUUCGCAAAAUAAAAAGCAGCAGCUUGAAAUGCUGUUUCUCUAA
Molecule: messenger RNA, 3828 nt
Organism: Phyllopteryx taeniolatus (common seadragon)
Lineage: Eukaryota; Metazoa; Chordata; Actinopteri; Syngnathiformes; Syngnathidae
Product: ephrin-B2a-like
Exons: 5
Coding region: 380-1369 (329 amino acids)
Biological process (GO): ephrin receptor signaling pathway; blood vessel morphogenesis; axon guidance
Cellular component (GO): plasma membrane
Molecular function (GO): ephrin receptor binding
Source: RefSeq, a predicted model, not a curated record